Molecule: messenger RNA, 1416 nt
Organism: Ilyonectria robusta
Lineage: Eukaryota; Fungi; Ascomycota; Sordariomycetes; Hypocreales; Nectriaceae
Exons: 1
Coding region: 399-1397 (332 amino acids)
Molecular function (GO): protein binding
Source: RefSeq, a predicted model, not a curated record
GUAGUAAAUCGCAGGUCGCUAUUCAAUUUGCUCAUUACGUCCGCGACACGUCACCGCAAACCAGCGUCUUCUGGGUACACGCGAGUUCGAGGCUGAGAUUUGAAGAGGCGUACCGAUCCAUCGCAGAUAGGCUACAGCUACCCAGUCGAAAUGAUCCCGGCGUCGACGUGCUCAGGCUCGUCUGUGACUCUCUGCAGACAGAGGAAGCUGGCUCAUGGUUGAUCGUCUUGGACAAUGUUGACGAUGUCAAUCUCUUUCAUUCCAGCACCAAUGCCGGAGGGAACAAGGCAGCAAACCAACCAGCGGAGGGGAGCGCUAUUGUUAGGAGCGAUCAGCGGCCACUCGCGACGUACUUGCCGAAACGCCACAGUGGAACCAUCCUCGUCACAUCCCGCAGCAUGGACGCUGCUGAAAAGCUGACAGGUAGCCAGAAGGCUGUCUACCGGAUCUCAACCAUGGAUGACGCUCAAGGCCUUCAGCUUUUCCGAAACAAGCUCAACGGAGACUUUGACAGGGAUGCCGCUGCUGAUCUUCUUCGGGCUUUAGACUGUAUCCCGCUGGCCAUCACCCAAGCGGCAGCAUAUAUCAACCGUCGCGCCCCCCGUGCAUCGGUAAAAACGUAUCUGGAUACCUUUCGGGAGAGCGACAAGAAGAAGAGUAGUCUCCUCAACAGAGAAGCGGGGGAUCUUCGACGAGAUGAGACCGUCUCCAACUCCGUGGUUACGACAUGGCAAGUGACCUUUGAACAGGUACGCCGCGAGAGACCAUCUGCAGCGAAACUGCUUUCCUUCAUGAGCUUCUUCAAUCCGCAGGGCAUCCCUGAGUUCGUGCUUCAUAACGAUGACACCGAUCUGACGGACAAUGUGGACAGAGACGCAGAGAGUGACGACUUUGAGGAUGAUCUUGAUGUCCUCCGCGGUUACUCGCUCGUAUCUGUGACAGCAACACAAGACGUGUUUGAGAUGCAUUCCCUGGUACAGUUUUGUACACGAGCUUGGAUAUCCGUAGUGGACAAUGCAGAACGAUGGAGACAGUUGUUUCUACGGGCCAUGUCUAGAUAUUUCCCAAGUGGGGUAUUCAGAAAUUGGCCCACUUGUCAGAUGCUACUUCCCCAUAUUGAGUCGAUGUUGGAGGAGCAGCCACCAAAUGAGGACCUGCAGGACUGGGCCUGUCUGCUGUCCAAUUGUGCAUUGUAUAUGUUGACUAGCGGCAACUACAGGGUGGCAGAAAAUUUGAGUGGGAAAGCUGUCGAAACAAGGACCAAGGUGCUGGGGGAGGAGCAUCCCUCUACGCUAACCAGCAUGGGGAACCUGGCGGCGACAUAUGGGAAUCAAGGUCGAUGGAAGGAGGCGGAAGAGCUGGAAGUGCGAGUGAUGGAGACGAGGAAGAGUGAGUGAGUUAUGAUUAACGCCAAAG